AGCUGACAUGGUGAUUGUCCUUGUCCGAUUAGGCCGAUCAAUGAGGCCGAACAGAGAGAGAGAGGAGGAGGAGGAGGAGGAGGAGGAGGAAGAGGAGCAGGAGGAGGAGGAGGACUGAGGGGAUGUGUCUGUGUGAGUUGAUGGGGUGGGGGGGGGGGGCAGCUCCUCCCAUGAUUAAGUUAGUGUGCAGUGCUGGAGGUCGGUGUUUACAGGGCAGGCGAGGGAGUUUCCUUCACUCGGUGGACAGUGCAGCAGCAGCUCUCACUCUCUUCUCUGGCUCUGAAACUCAUCCCUCGCUCCGCGGGGACCUGAACACACAGGGGGAUCCAGGACGUCUCGGGAGGAGCAGCAGCAUCACCGGCUUCCAUCACCUCCUCCAUCACCACCGGCCCUCCCUACCUCUCCCCUGCCCGCCUGGUCCAGGACCUUGACUCCGCUGCCAUCAUGUGCGACUGUUUCCACCUGGCCUUCCCCAACUGGCACGCCGCCUCCUCCGGGACGGCUGGUCGGAGGCUGAGAGCACCGGAGCCCGGGACAGAGGACGACUCGGUAUGUGACGAGGCGUCUCAGUUCACCGAGGGAGAGAGACCCCGGCCUCAGGGAUCAUCCCCCGUCGAGGAGUUUCCUGAAAAAUACACAAACGGCGACAAAGAGUGUGAAGCAGAGCAUGACCCACGGCACAAGAGCGGAGGUGGAAAGAAAAGCAAAAAGUCUGGGAUUGGCUCCAUGUUUGAAAAGCGCUCGACUCCAAAGAUGAGUAAACUGAAGGAAGCUCACAGCCCCGAGUCUGAGGUGAUCGUGAAAACCGCCACAGAUGGAAGUGCAGAGGGUCUCGUUUACAGAGGAGGCGGCAAAGAGGGGAUCUUCAUUAAGGGAAUGGUGCCCGAGUCACCGGCCUCGAAAAGUCUGAAACUGAAAGAAGGUGAUCAGAUUCUGAGCGCCACGGUGUAUUUUGACGACGUGCCGUACGAGGACGCCGUUCAGAUUCUGGAGCACGCUCAGGCCUACAGGGUGGAGCUCUGCCUGAAACGCAAACCAGACAUCACAGAGACCGAGGCAGCCAUGGAGUCGGACGUCAUCCCUGAGGAAGAGCUUGGCGCUCCAGAGAUGAGGGAACAAGGAAAAACCAAAAGGCGUGGGGAUGCUCGUAUUUCCUGGCCCAAGUUUCCCUCCUUUGGAAAAGGGCGGAAGACCCGUUUCACGAGGUCUCACAGUUCCUCGGAGGCUGAUGAGCAGAGGAAGCUGGAGCUCAGUCCCACAACAAGUGACACAGAGUCACCGAUAAAGACCCAGGAUACUCUCAAAGGCAAGAAGAGGCACAAGAUGAAGCUGUCUCUCCUGACAAAGAGAAGCCGAAUAAGUUCCUCUGAAGACACGGACGCUCCAACAAACGGCCAGACCAGUAGCGAUGUUUACCAGACGGCCUCAGAGAUGCUCGAGCCUGAAUGCCUCGACAGCCUCUCAGGAGAUACACCUCAAGUCUACGUAACCGAAGAAUUACGACUUGACCAAAAGGAUCUGACUGAACCCAAAACUGCUCAACACAAGGUGGACCUCAUCUGUAUAGACAGCACUUUGAAAACAGCAGAUCUAACGGUGGCUCUGGCCGAUCAGGGAAGCUCCUCUGGCAUCAAGUCCCCAACGGAGAAGAAAAAGAAGAAGGAAAAGUCUGAGUUGAAGGUUAAAAUUUUGGGGAAGGAUAAAUCACACAAGAAGGAUGGAAAAGCAAAGGCCUCCCCGAAAAGGCUGAAGACUCUGGGGGCAAGUAUUGAAAUAGCAGAUCAAUCUGUAAAGGAAAAGUCAGAUUCCCACACAGACCUGCAGAGAGAUCAGCCAUCACUCGAUGCCAACUCCCAGAUGAUCAGCAGCGAAGCCUCAAGGGCGAAGCUGGAAAUGAGCGUACCAAAGGUUGAACUGGAUAUUUCCGAUGUCACAUUUUUUGGAAAAUCUCACCAGAAAGGUGAAGAGCAAGCAAAGAAAGACAAGGAAGCGAAACAAAAAAAGGAAACAAAGACAUGUCCAUCAUUCAAACUGCCUAAAAUUGGCCUAGGUGACAUAACAACUGAGGAAACUAUUCAAACAACGAGUGUAAAUGCUGAAUGCCCGACUAAAGUGGAAAAGCAUAUCGUUGAGGGUCCAGCACUGAAAGAUGAUCCUUACGACCGACUGUCCAAAAGCAGUCAUUCCAGGACACAACUUCCUAAACGUGAAGACAUUGAGAUCCCAGGUAUGGAGGACAUGUCUCUAAGGACCAAGGCCAAAGGAAUUAAAGAGCCUAAAGUGAUUUCAACAGGACGCUAUGAAGACAUUCAAACUGAAGAUGUACAAAUGUCAAUUGAUGUCGACAGCGUGAAGGAGGCAGUUUCGAAAUUGCCCGGAUUUAAGCUGCCACAGGUUGACACGUUUGGAAUGCCAAUCCCUGAAGAAAUCACUGUGAUAGAUGCAAACGCACAAAGAAUAUCAGUGAAAACACCGACUAAAGUCGCAGAUACACGAUCCAAACAUGAAGCGCACCUUAUUAAGUUUGACCUAGCAGCUGCUGAUUUAACCUCUGAGGAACUUUUGAUUCAGACCAAGGUAGAUUACAAAAAAACAGAAAAGGUCUUCAACAUCACGACAAAACAAAGUGAAAUCCAUCAACGGGAGGAAAUUGUAAUUCCAGGCAAAGAAAGUGUGAGGAAAGAGUUUGGAUUUAAAUUACCAAAACAAAUCAUCUCGGGGCAAGAAGGUGGAGGGAUUUUAGGAGAAAGGACGAUAUUGCUCCAAGAAGUUACAACAUCACAAACUGAAACAAGGAAAGACAAGGGGCAGAUGGGAGGAGUCAUAUCUGACGGCAAAGAACCGGAACUCGAUAGCAUCGAUUAUAUUGAUUCAGUAGGUGGUUCACCAGCUGAACGGGGCGGUGGCAUUAGUCUUAGAGGCUUUGGUGUUCAUCUUGAUGCUACAAGGCCAAGGGCGGACAUCUCCUCUGCAGACGUCAGAGGUGAAGACAAAGAAGUUGGAGCAGAGACGAUGGACAAGAAUAUAAGCAUUGAUGGAGCAGAGAUAAAAGUACUUCAGAGAAGAGAUGAGAUCAAGUAUAAACUACCGAAUGUUAGUGUUAGUCUCCGAAGUGUAGAUGCUGCUAUACAGGAGCAAAAGGUGGAAGUUGGAAAACCUGAGGUGGAAAUCAAACCUCUUCAGACUGAGGUUGAAUUUGAUGGACAAGGAAGUAAAUUCAAGAUGCCAAAGUUUGGAAUCAAACUGCCCCAAAUAAAAGGCCCUGAAUUUGAUCUUAGCUCGUCCAAGAAAGACAUUGAAGUCAAACUCCCUGAAGCUAAAGCUGGGGUCAAACUCCCAGAAGCUCCUGAGGUGAACCUCACUCUUCGAAGCGUAGAUGUUUCUAUUCCAGAACAAAUGUUGGAAAUAGGAAAACCUGAGCUGGAAAUCAAACCUCUGCAAACUGAGGUUGAUCUUGAGGGACAAGGAAGCAAGUUCAAGAUGUCAAAGUUUGGAAUCAAACUGCCCCAAAUAAAAGGCCCUGAAUUUGAUCUUAGCUCAUCCAAGAAAGACAUUGAAGUCAAACUCCCUGAAGCUAGAGCUGCUGUAAAACUCCCGGAAGCUCCUGAAGUCAAUCUCACUCUUGGAAGAGUAGAUGUUGCUAUUCCAGAACAAAAGGUGCAAGUUGGAAAACCUGAAUCGGAAAUCAAACCUCUGCAGACGGAGGUUGAACUUGAUGGACAAGGAAGCAAGUUCAAGAUACCAAAGUUUGGAAUCAAAAUGCCCCAAAUAAAAGGCCCUGAAUUUGAUUUGAGUUUGUCUAAGAAAGAUGGAGAUGUCCAACUACCAAAAGCUAAAGCUGGGGUCAAACUCCCAGAAGCUCCAGGGGUUGAUUUCACUCUUGGAACUGUAGAUGUUUCUAUUCCAGAACAAAAGGUGGAAAUCAAUAAACUUGAAGUGGAAAUCAAACCUCUUAAGACUGAGGUUGAUCUUGAUGGACAAGGAAGCAAGCUCAAGAUGCCAACGCUUGGAAUCAAAAUGCCAAAAAUAAAAGGACCUGAAUUUGACUUAAGCCUUUCAAAGAAAGACGCAGAUGUCAUACUACCAGUAUUUAAAGCUGACGGGAAACUUCCAGAUGUUCCUGAGAUUGAUGCCAGUCUUGGAAAUGUAGAUGUUUCUGUUUCAGCACAAAAGAUGGAGAUACCAAACCCUGAAUUGCAAGUCAAACCCCUGAAGAUCGACGGUCAACCUGACGGACAAGGAAGCAAGUUUAAAAUGCCAGAGCUAGGAAUCACAAUGCCACAAGUAAAAGGACCUGAGAUUCAUUUUGGUCUAUCAAAGAAAGAUGACGAUGUCACACUUCCAGAGGCCAAAGCUGAAGUAAAAGUCCCUGAAGUGAAAGCUAAAACAGCUGAGAUAAAAGUGACACCAAAACGUACAGAAGGUUCCGCAUUAAAAUUCAAGAUGCCAUCAUUCAAUCUACCAAAAUUUGGAAUUGGAGCUCCAAACAUCUCGGUAGAAGCACAUGAUAUCGAUAAAGAUGUUAAACUCGGUAGAGCUGACCUGAAAAUCCCAGAAGAGGAGUCUGCUAUUAGCAUAUCAGCUCCCAGCAUUGACAUUGAGGGUCUUUCAAUAGAUCUGAAAACAACUGGAGCUGAUCAGGCUGGACAAGGAAGCAAAUUGAAAAUGCCACAUCUUCCAAAGGUAAAAGGUCCUGAAUUCGAUUUAAGCUUUUCAAAGAAAGACGCACACAAAGCUGAUGUUACUCUUGGAAGCGUAGAUGUUUCUGUUCCAGAGCAAAAGAUGGAAGUUGGAGAACCUGAGCUGGAAAUCAAAGCUCUUCAGACUGAGGUUGAACUUGAUGGACAUGGAAGCAAGUUCAAAAUGCCAAAGUUUGGAAUCUCAAUGCCAAAAGUAAAAGGGCCUGAUAUCGAUUUAAGCUUCUCAAAGAAAGAUGUCAAAUCACCAGAGGCUACAGCUGAGUUUAAACUCCCAGUCGCUCCAGAAAUUGAUUUUAGGCUUGGAAAAGCAGAAGUAUCGAUUCCAGAUGUAAAGAUGGAGGUUGAAAAACCUGAACUGGAGAUGAAAUCCUUAGACACAGAAGUUGAACUUGACGGACAUGGAAGCAGGUUCAAAAUGCCAAAGUUUGGAAUCACAAUGCCAAAAGUAAAAGGACCAGAACUUGAUUUCAGCUUAUCGAGGAAAGAUGUAGAUGUCAGACUUCCAGAAGCCAAAGCAGAGGUCAGUCUCCCUGAUGUUGAAGUAAAGGAACCUUCUGCCAAAGUGGAGGUGAAAUCUCCUGAAAUCAAUGUUGCAACUAAAGAUACAAGUGGAUCACCCUCAAGGUUCAAAAUGCCAACUUUUAGUUUCUCUAAACCUAAAGUCAAAGUGCCUGAUAUAGAUUUAAACGUAUCAAAGAAAGACGCAGACAUCACAUCAACAGUCAAACUCCCAGAAGCCCCGAAAGUUGACGUUAGUCUUGGAAAAGCAGAAGUGUUGAUACCAGAAGUGAAAGUAGAAGUUAAAAAGCCUGAAGUGCAAAUCAAACCUUUGCAGGCUGAUGUUGAAUAUGAAGGACAAGGAGGCAAGUUCAAAAUGCCAAAGUUUGGAAUCUCUCUGCCGAAAGUAAAAGGGCCUGACGUUGAUUUAAGCUUCUCAAAGAAAGAUGUCAAAUCACCAGAGGCUACGGCUGAGUUUAAACUCCCUGAAGCUCCAGAAAUUGAUGCUAAGCUUGGAAAAGCAGAAGUUUCAAUUCCAGAUGUAAAGAUGGAGGUUGAAAAACCUGAACUGGAGAUGAAAUCAUUAGACACAGAAGUUGAACUUGACGGACAUGGAAGCAGGUUCAAAAUGCCAAAGUUUGGAAUCACAAUGCCAAAAGUAAAAGGACCAGAACUGGAUUUCAGCUUAUCGAAGAAAGAUGUAGACGUCAGACUACCAGAAGCCAAAGCAGAGGUCAGUCUCCCUGAUGUUGAAGUAAAGGAACCUUCUACCAAAGUGGAGGUGAAAGCUCCUGAAAUCAAUGUUGCAGCUAAAGAUACAAGUGGAUCACCUUCAAGGUUCAAAAUGCCAACUUUUAGUUUCUCUAAACCUAAAGUCAAAGUGCCUGAUAUAGAUUUAAACGUUUCUAAGAAAGACACAGACAUCACAUCAACAGUCAAACUCCCAGAAGCCCCGAAAGUUGACGUUAGUCUUGGAAAAGCAGAAGUGUUGAUACCAGAAGCGAAAGUAGAAGUUAAAAAGCCUGAAGUGCAAAUUAAACCUUUGCAGGCUGAUGUUGAAUAUGAAGGACAAGGAGGCAAGUUCAAAAUGCCAAAGUUUGGAAUCUCUCUGCCGAAAGUAAAAGGGCCUGACGUUGAUUUAAGCUUCUCAAAGAAAGAUGUAGAUGUCAAAUCACCAGAGGCUACGGCUGAGUUUAAACUCCCAGAAGCUCCAGAAAUUGAUGUUAAGCUUGGAAAAGCAGAAGUUUCAAUUCCAGAUGUAAAGAUGGACGUUGAAAAACCUGAACUGGAGAUGAAAUCCUUAGACACACAAGUUGAACUUGACGGACAUGGAAGCAGGUUCAAAAUGCCAAAGUUUGGAAUCACAAUGCCAAAAGUAAAAGGACCAGAACUUGAUUUCAGCUUAUCAAAGAAAGAUGUAGACAUCAGACUACCAGAAGCCAAAGCAGAGGUCAGUCUCCCUGAUGUUGAACUAAAGGAACCUUCUACCAAAGUAGACAUUAAAGCUCCUGAGAUUAAAGUUGCAGCAAAGGAUACGAGUGGAUCUCCUUCAAGGUUCAAAAUGCCAACUUUUAGUUUCUCUAAACCUAAAGUCAAAGUGCCUGAUAUAGAUUUAAACGUAUCAAAGCAAGACACAGACAUCACAUCAACAGUCAAACUCCCAGAAGCCCCGAAAGUUGACGUUAGUCUUGGAAAAGCAGAAGUGUUGAUACCAGAAGUGAAAGUAGAAGUUAAAAAGCCUGAAGUGCAAAUCAAACCUUUGCAGGCUGAUGUUGAAUAUGAAGGACAAGGAGGCAAGUUCAAAAUGCCAAAGUUUGGAAUCUCAAUGCCAAAAGUGAAAGGGCCUGAUAUCGAUUUAAGCUUCUCAAAGAAAGAUGUCAAAUCACCAGAGGCUACGGCUGAGUUUAAACUCCCUGAAGCUCCAGAAAUUGAUGUUAAGCUUGGAAAAGCAGAAGUUUCAAUUCCAGAUGUAAAGAUGGACGUUGAAAAACCUGAACUGGAGAUGAAAUCAUUAGACACAGAAGUUGAACUUGACGGACAUGGAAGCAGGUUGAAAAUGCCAAAGUUUGGAAUCACAAUGCCAAAAGUAAAAGGACCAGAACUUGAUUUCAGCUUAUCGAGGAAAGAUGUAGAUGUCAGACUUCCAGAAGCCAAAGCAGAGGUCAGUCUCCCUGAUGUUGAAGUAAAGGAACCUUCUGCCAAAGUGGAGGUGAAAGUUCCUGAAAUCAAAGUUGCAGCUAAGGAUACAAGUGGAUCACCCUCAAGGUUCAAAAUGCCGACUUUUAGUUUCUCUAAACCUAAAGUCAAAGUGCCUGAUAUAGAUUUAAACGUAUCAAAGAAAGACACGGACAUCACAUCAACAGUCAAUCUCCCAGAAGCCCCCAAAGUGGAUGUUAGUCUUGGAAAAGCAGAAGUGUUGAUACCAGAAGUGAAAGUAGAAGUUAAAAAGCCUGAAGUGCAAAUCAAACCGAUGCAGGCUGAUGUUGAAUAUGAAGGACAAGGAGGCAAGUUCAAAAUGCCAAAGUUUGGAAUCUCAAUGCCAAAAGUAAAAGGGCCUGACGUUGACUUAAGCUUCUCAAAGAAAGAUGUAAAUGUGACACUACCCGAGGCCAAAGCAGAAGUCAGCCUCCCUGAUGUUGAACUCAAAGACCCCUCUGCUAAAGUGGAAAUUAAAACCUCUGAGACCGAAGGUCAUGUGGACGGAUCGCCAUCAAAAUUUAAAAUGCCAACAUUCAAAUUUCCUAAAUUUGGAAUUGGCACCCCAACCGUCACUGCGGAGGUACCUGAUAUGGACAAAGACAAAGCUACAGUUGAUAUUGCAGCACAGAAGGUUGAUAUUGAGGGUCCAUCUCUUGAUGUGAAGAUGACAGCAACUGAAGGUGAGGGAAAAGAAAGCAAGUUCAAAAUGCCAAGUUUUGGAAUAUCCAUGCCAAAAGUGCAAGGGCCCAAAAUUGAUUUAAGCUUAUCCAAAGAUGUGGAUGUCAAAUCACCAGAGGCUACGGCUGAGCUUAAACUCCCAGAAGCUCCAGAGAUUGAUGUUAAGCUUGGAAAAGCAGAAGUAUCGAUUCCAGAUGUAAAGAUGGAGGUUGAAAAACCUGAACUGGAGAUGAAAUCCUUAGACACACAAGUUGAACUUGACGGACAUGGAAGCAAGUUCAAAAUGCCAAAGUUUGGAAUCACGAUGCCAAAAGUAAAAGGACCAGAAAUUGAUUUCAGCUUAUCAAAGAAAGAUGUAGACGUCAGACUUCCAGAAGCCAAAGCAGAGGUCAGUCUCCCCGAUGUUGAAUUAAAGGAACCUUCUGCCAAAGUGGAGGUGAAAGUUCCUGAAAUCAAAGUUGCAGCUAAGGAUACAAGUGGAUCACCCUCAAGGUUCAAAAUGCCGACUUUUAGUUUCUCUAAACCUAAAGUCAAAGUGCCUGAUAUAGAUUUAAACGUAUCAAAGAAAGACACAGACAUCACAUCAACAGUCAAACUCCCAGAAGCCCCGAAAGUUGACGUUAGUCUUGGAAAAGCAGAAGUGUUGAUACCAGAAGUGAAAGUAGAAGUUAAAAAGCCUGAAGUGCAAAUCAAACCAGUGCAGGCUGAUGUUGAAUAUGAAGGACAAGGAGGCAAGUUCAAAAUGCCAAAGUUUGGAAUCUCUCUGCCGAAAGUAAAAGGGCCUGACGUUGACUUAAGCUUCUCAAAGAAAGAUGUAAACUCACCAGAGGCUACGGCUGAGUUUAAACUCCCAGAAGCUCCAGAGAUUGAUGUUAAGUUUGGAAAAGCAGAAGUUUCUAUUCCAGAUGUAAAGAUGGAGGUUGAAAAACCUGAACUGGAGAUGAAAUCAUUAGACACACAAGUUGAACUUGAAGGACAUGGAAGUAAAUUAAAAAUGCCAAAGUUUGGGAUCACAAUGCCAAAAGUAAAAGGACCAGAACUUGAUUUCAGCUUAUCGAAGAAAGAUGUAGAUGUCAGACUACCAGAAGCCAAAGCAGAGGUCAGUCUCCCUGAUGUUGAACUUAAGGAACCUUCUGCAAAAGUGGAGGUGAAAGCUCCUGAGAUUGAAGUUCAGGUGGGCAGCAUGAAAGGAUCACCAUCAAAGUUUAAACUCCCAACAUUUAAAUUCCCCAAAUUUGGAGUUACUACUCCAAAUGUCAGUGCUGAAGUACCUGAUAUAGAACACGAAAUCAAGAUUGAUGGAGCUGGGAUAUCUGUGCCAGACACAGAAGUGGAAGUGAAAGGAGGGGAAGUGGAUAUAAAAGCACCAGAAGUGGAAGCAGAGAUUGACAGACAAGGAAGCAAGUUCAAAAUGCCAAAGUUUGGCAUCUCGAUGCCAAAGGUGACAGGGCCUGAAAUGGAUUUAAGUUCAUCAAAUAAAGAUGUAGACGUGAAAAUACCAGAGGCCAAAGCUGAAGUCAAACUCCCUGACAUUGAUCUGAAGCAACCGUCUGCUGAGGUGCAAAUCAAACCUCCUGAGAUCAAAGUUGUUACAAAGGACACAGAUGGAUCGCCAUCUAAAUUUAAAAUGCCAACAUUCAAAUUACCCAAAUUCGGAAUUGGCGCUCCAAGCUCCAGCAUGGAAGUACCCGAUAUGGACAAAGAUGUAAAGAUCAGUGGAGGUGACAUUGAAACUCCUAAAGAGGUUGUUGCAUUUGACAUUGCAGCACCAAGCAUUGAUACUGAAGGUCCAUCGAUAGAUUUGAAAACUACAGCCCCUGAACGCGAAGGAAAAGGAAGUAAGUUUAAACUGCCAAGUCUCAGUUUUUCUGUGCCUCAAGUCAAAAGCCCUGACAUGGAUUUAAGCUUAUCAAAGACCGGUGUAGAUGUGACUUUACCAGAAGCUAAAGCUGAUGUUCAGCUCCCUGAUGCUGAGGUGAAGGAACCAUCGGCCAAAAUUGAAAUUAAAGCUCCUGGAAUUGAAGUUCAUGGAAGUAAUGUUGAAGAAUCACCAUCAAAGUUUAAAAUGCCAACAUUCAAAUUACCAAAAUUUGGAGCUUCUACGACACCGGUCGGCGUGGAGGUACCUGAUGUGGACAUUAAAGUGGACGGGGAGGAUUUGAAAUUACCAGAAGUUAAAGCUGAAGUCAAACUUCCUGAUGUUGAAAUCAAAGAGCCGGUUCAGGGUUCGAUAUCAAUUGAUAUGGCAGAGGGUGAUGCAAAGGUGAAAAAGACAAGCUGGACAUUACCAACAUUUUCAUUUUCAAAGUCAAACAUUAAGAGCCCCGAGGCUGAGGUCAACCUUGUUACCCCAAAGGUUGAUGUUUCACUACCAGAGGUCAAAGCAGAGGUUCAUCUUCCACAUGUAGACAAAGAAUCAAGCAUUUCAGUAGAAGGGGCAGAACUUGAUGCCAAAUUGAAAAAGCCAAAGUUUUCAAUGCCCAAAUUUUCCUUUUCAAAGCAAAGUUCAAAAGAUCAUGAAGUUGAUGUCAGUCUUCCAGAAGCUGAUGUUUCUCAUCUAGAAGGAAAUGUUGAAGUUACAACAUCUGAUGUGGAUCUGAAGCCAUCAGAAGGUGACGUCAAACUAGACGGGCAGGAAAGCAAGUUUAAAAUGCCAAAGUUUGGCAUCUCAAUGCCAAAAGUAAAAGGACCUGAUAUAGAUUUAAGCUUCUCCAAGAAAGAUGUCGAUGUGACACAACCCAAGGCUGAGGUUGGAAUCCCAGAAGCAGAAGUCAAACUCCCUGGAGUGGAAGUCAAGGAAUCUUCUGCUAAUGUGGAGACUGAGUCUGGAGGAUCGCCAUCAAAGUUUAAAAUGCCAACAGUGAAAAUGCCGAAAUUUGGAGGUGCUAGCUAUGAGGUCACGGUAGAAGCACCUGACGCAGACAAAGCUGAAAUAGAUGGAGCUAAACUUGAGGAGGAUGUUCGUGUCGAGAUUAAAGCUCCAGGUGUUGAAAUUAAAACUGACUCUGAAACACCAAAGACUGAGACUGACAGUGCGGGUCAUGGAUCUCCGAGUAGAUUCAAACUACCAUCCUUCAAAAUGCCGAAGCUGAGUUUCUCAAAACCCAAACCUGAGGAGGAACAUGGUGACCACGACGGCCAAGAAGUUCAGCCCGAAACAGCAGAACAGACCAAAUCCCCAAACCUGACUCUGACAGCGAUUGGUGAAAUCUUCAAGAACAUUGAUGUUGAAUUUGAUGUUUCACCAGCAGACAAAGUGGAAGACAAUCUCGAAGCCUCAAAGGAAUCUCAUGAGACCAGUAAGCCCAGUGGAAAGCAGUUGGAUGCAAAGGAAAAGGAAACAAACGUCAAGGAGGACACUCCCAAAAGUCCCGAGAGGACAGGGUGGUUUAAAUUCCCAAAGUUCGGUCUGUCCUCCCCAUCGGAAUCUGCCAAGACGCCGGAAAAAGACGAACACAAGAAUGGAACGACCCCAGAAACCGGGGAUGAGGAAGUGAGCCCCACCUGCUCGGUCCAGUCCUCAGACGCUUUUGCUGACAUCAGCUCCACAAUGACCAGCGAGCUCGUCGGCCCGUCCAUAUCCUCCCCAACCAAGGUCACUGUCAAAUACUCUGAUCCCAGCGCUGCUCUGAGCCUCGAGGAGAUUCACGGCAACGUCAUUACUUCAACCACGAGGACCCAGGUGAUUUCCUUAGAGCCACAUCUGCCCGAGAAAAUCACCAUCCUGUCAUCGGAAGUUUCAUCGUCAUCAGAAGACACGUUCAGGCCGGCUCCGGGAUUAUUAGACGCCAUCACGGCAAAGCUCGGAAGACGUGCUCAGCUCCGAUCUCCCGUCCAGUCACAGGGUGAGGGAGCUGCUUCGUGGGCGGUCGAAGAUUCACUCGAGAAGUGGUCGCUCUUCGGUGACGACUUUGUUCGAGAAACAUCGAGUGAAAGAAGUGAGAGCAAGGAAACAAUCGUCAUAACCAAACAAAUUACACGUGUGUUCGAAUCCUCAGAGGAAACAUCCAGUGACGCGGCCACAUCCAUCCAGCGACUGAGAGACUCUGUGCACUCGGACAAAAUGAGGUUCUUCGACGGAGCCGAGAAGUGAACUAACUUGUAGGUGAUGUGUAAAGAUGAUUGGUGGGUGAGAGAUUUCACUGGUGAUGUUCACAUGAGAGGAACACGUGUGUAGAAGGUCGUUUUAAAGUGUAACUGUCCUCCGGCUGCAUGUUUCUGACUCUGAAGAGAUUCGUUCAUGUGAUCACGUUGUUAAUAAGCAGAGUAACUGAAGAACCUGGUUGCACAUGAGGUCACGGCUUCACCGAUAUGUUUGCUUUGUGGUAUUUGACUAAACUCAGCUGUCGUUGGCUCAUCAGAACCUAAUCUCUGUGGUUUCAUAGUUUUUAACGUACAUUUCCGAUCGGAGUUACUUGUGCUCUUAUUAAUCCGAUGUUGAACAAUCUGCUCUUUUAAUUUAAAAAUCAAAUCAAUGUUACCGACAUUCCACCGUAUUUUUACGAUAAUUUCAAUGUAAAGUUAGUCGGCAGCAGAAAACAGCUAAAAAUACACUAGUGCAGUAAAUGUAAAAAAAAAGAAAUGUGUACAUGUAUCACCAAGAUAUUCUUAAAUAGCUAAAAUGUAAAGAAACAAAAGCAAUGCAAAGCUGAAACACGUAUAUGUUUGUACUGCAGCUGCAAAUAUAUUUUUUACUAAUACUUUGCUACUUAGAACCUAAUUUGCUACGAUAAAAUGAUUAUAUUGUUUUUUCUUUUAUUAUCAAAUAUUGAGCUGGCUUUGUAAAUAGCUUUCAACGACCUCUGGAGUUUAUUUGUUUACUGCUCCUGUUUGUAUUCGAAAAGGCUUUAACCUGAUGUGUUAGCAGAGUUAUACAAAAUAAAUAAAUAAAGAUUAUAAUAUCGACAAUGUGUUGACAG
This is a messenger RNA of Platichthys flesus (European flounder), 12994 nucleotides long. RefSeq names its product neuroblast differentiation-associated protein AHNAK. Gene Ontology annotation, molecular function: protein binding. Gene Ontology annotation, cellular component: nucleus; cytoplasm. The record is from RefSeq and is a predicted model, not a curated record. The transcript has 9 exons. Gene Ontology annotation, biological process: regulation of RNA splicing. NCBI's taxonomy places the organism in Eukaryota, Metazoa, Chordata, Actinopteri, Pleuronectiformes, Pleuronectidae. The coding region runs from base 445 to 12168 and encodes 3907 amino acids.